GGUAGCAGAAACAAGGGAAUGAAUAAGACACACGAGAGAGAAAGAGAGAGAGAGAAAGCGACUGGAGGAGAGAGAGAGAGGGGGGAGAGAGAAAACGCGUGCCGUGGUUUUAAAGAGGGCAGAGAAAUUUAUUUCUGUUUCCGGUUCUGAUGCUGGUGGCGGUGCAAGUAGUUUUUUGUUUUUUUUUAAUAAAUACAUAUUUUAAAUAAUUGUAUAGAGAGAGAUUGUUCCUCUUGUGCAGCAAACGUCUCCCCUCCUUUUUCUUUCAUGCAAAAAAAACCAUGAGUUCUUAUUUUGUAAAUCCUCUGUUCUCCAAAUACAAAGGAGGGGAGUCGCUGGAACCAACUUACUACGAUUGCAGGUUUCCUCAGAGCGUCUCCCGGAGCCAUGCGCUGGUUUACGGUCCAGGUGCGGCGCCUCCCGGCUUCCAACACCCGAGCCAUCACGUCCAAGACUUCUUCCACCACGGAACUGCCACCGUCUCCAACUCGGGCUUUCAACAGAGCCCGUGCGCGCUGGCUUGCCACGGCGACACCUCCAAGUUCUAUGGGUACGACGCUCUUCCCAGGCAGUCGCUUUACGGUUCACAGACAGAAGCGACCACGGCUCCCUACCCAGACUGUAAAUCCACCGGCGCAGGCUCCAGCGAGGGGCAAAGCCACCUAGCCCAAAAUUCAUCUCCCAGUCUCAUGUUCCCCUGGAUGAGACCACACGCUCCAGGGAGACGCAGUGGAAGACAAACUUACAGCCGAUACCAGACCCUGGAGCUCGAAAAGGAGUUUCUGUUCAACCCUUACCUGACACGCAAGCGCCGGAUCGAGGUGUCCCAUGCGCUGGGUCUGACGGAGAGGCAGGUCAAGAUCUGGUUUCAGAACCGCCGGAUGAAAUGGAAGAAGGAAAACAACAAGGACAAGUUUCCGGGACAGCGAGGGGACGAGGAAGAGAAAGAAGCCGAGGAAGAAGGGAACGAGGAAGGGGAGGGAGAGGGAGAGGGAGAGGGGAAAGAGACCGAAGAGAAAGAAGCGGAGGAGAAAGAAGACCAGAAAAGGAAGGAAUGAUUUUACGACUUUCUGGUUUUAUGGUUAUAUGGUUAAAUAAAAGGAUGUUUACGACCAUCGUUUCAUUUUAGUGAGUGGAGAAAUUCACACGCGGAAGACACUGUCAGCCCUUUUUUUUCGUUCGAGUCCACGCCUCACCCCCAACGUCCGCAGUAAAAGGGACAACAUGGUUCACCGAGAAACAAUCUCAUUAUUAAUAACGCAAAGAACAGAUCCUCCUACUGUCGUAUCAAACUACCUGCUAUGUUAAAUUGUAUUUAUUCGGUGUUUAGGGUUUAGAAUGAACCACACCGCCUUUGGCAUCAGAGAAGCUAUAAAAUAGUUAGGUUUUUAAUAAUCAACUUGUACUACCUAUUUGAAAGAUUACACAAUAAAUUAUAUUAUAUUAUAUUAUAUACACACACACAGUAUAUUGGGUAGGAUGCCCGGAUUGCAAAUUCAUUUGAGGUAUUUUACCUAGGAAGAAAAAAAAUACUGGCGUAUUAGUUUAUUGUUUCUGUGGAAAAAAAUUCUGAUACCGCAUUUAAAAUAAUUAUAAUGAAACCAUCGUGCUGCUGUUUAACUGAAAUGAUAGUUUACACUUCCACUGUUAGAACAGUGUCUUUAGAACAGCCUUCCAGGUAAAUGCAUUAAAUCCUUCAAAUACUACCUAUAAAAAGUGAACUGACAGUAAAGAAACACCCUAAAAUGCUAUUUUUAAUGUUACUUGAAAGCGAAUUGCUAGAAGUUUUGGAUUAAACGCAAGCUUGUAUUAAUACUAAUGUAAAGUCUCUACCUAAUAUAUGUAAUUAUAUUGUUGUAUGUGCCCCCCCCCCCCCCCCGACAACUAAAACUGCCUAGAUACACUCACAGUACCGUUUAAUUUCUAUCGUGCUUGUGGUGUAGAUUAGAACAUACGUGCACUGAGAAUACUCUUAUCUAUGUCUUGGUAUGUAUUUGUUUGCUACAUGCUCGUUCACUUGUUUUUAAGUAAAAAAUAAACACAUUUUAAAAAA
This is a messenger RNA of Acipenser ruthenus (sterlet), 2053 nucleotides long. Its product is annotated as homeobox protein Hox-C8-like. The coding region runs from base 282 to 1058 and encodes 258 amino acids. The transcript is spliced from 2 exons. The record is from RefSeq and is a predicted model, not a curated record. Gene Ontology annotation, molecular function: DNA-binding transcription factor activity, RNA polymerase II-specific; RNA polymerase II transcription regulatory region sequence-specific DNA binding. Gene Ontology annotation, cellular component: nucleus. NCBI's taxonomy places the organism in Eukaryota, Metazoa, Chordata, Actinopteri, Acipenseriformes, Acipenseridae. Gene Ontology annotation, biological process: regulation of transcription by RNA polymerase II.